CCAUUUUUCUCUUUAGUUAUUUUUGUUGGAUAAUUGCAUUUUGAUCCCUUGGUUACAACAACAACAUACCCAGUGUAACCCCACAAUUAGAAUUUGGAAGGGGUAGGAUGUACGCACGUUUUAUUUUUACCAUUGUGGGGUAGAAAAACUGCUUCCGAUAGACUCUCAGCUCGAAUUUUUGUCCCUUGAUUAUUAGUGAAUUUUGAUUUGGUCCUUAUGAUAUCUAAUAAAACACAUUUUAUAUUUCCUUGAUCGAAAUAUAUAUAUAUAUUUAGUCCUUUUAUGUAGGGAGUAUGUUAUAUCUGGACUGUCUAUAGAACUGUAUUACCGUCAAACCUGAAGUAGCACUGCAAACUCAACAUAAUAUAUGAGUAAUUAAAUUGUGGAACCAUCGAUAAUUAUGGUGAAUUUGUAGUUAUUAAAAAAGCACGGGAAGAUGAUUAUAUGGCACUUUAUCACAAUUCAAUUAAAUUGAAAAGUGAUAUGUUUUUAUCAUCUUAUAAUUUGAGAGAUGGUUCUAUUGUUAGAGUUUCUGUUCUUGCUGAACCACCUCAUCAUAAUCAUCAUCAAUCUAAAUCUUCAUGUGAAACCAAGAAAAAUGCCAAAUUGCAACUUGAAACAAGCAGCAGCAACUCCAAUGGUGGAAGCGGCUGUGGCAGCAUUGUGUUUCAUAUGGCUAAGAUGUUAUCUCAAUUUUGCUCUUCCAUUUUUUCAAGCCAUUAAUUAUAAUUCAUUGAGGUACGUAUUUACAGGACGCCGCAUCUGCUUAGUAGGAUUUGCUCGUAUCAGCUCAUUGGUGAGCCCCAUCUCAUUCGGGGUUUAGUCGCUUAUCUUUAUUUUGCUAGUCAUGCAUUUAAAGGUAUGCUGGGGGACCUUGUCCAAGCAAGUACGUUUUCCAGUCAAGAUUCACGAUUAGAGGUUUCAUAGACUAGUCAGUUUAGUUAUGUUAGACAUGCAAGGUGUUUAGCCAUCUUUGACUCAACUCAUGUUAUUUCCGCAUUUAUGAUUUAAACAAGUAUUUCAUUAAAUUAUUAUGACGUAUCAUGUUUUAUAAAAGCUCAUCAAGUUCAUGCUA
Lycium barbarum (goji berry) is the source of this 1075-nucleotide messenger RNA. RefSeq lists its product as uncharacterized. The record is from RefSeq and is a predicted model, not a curated record. Lineage: Eukaryota; Viridiplantae; Streptophyta; Magnoliopsida; Solanales; Solanaceae. Bases 512 to 823 code for a protein of 103 amino acids. Gene Ontology annotation, molecular function: protein binding. The transcript is spliced from 3 exons.